AUGACGCGUACGACGGGCGAGAAGGACGCAGAGCCGACGCCGAUGGACUGGAUUCUCGAGACGUGGACGUACGGGAUGCAUAUCCAAUACAACACAGCAGCGGCGGGUGUCAUGGACUGGGUGGGCGAUCGCGUGUUAUAUAGACGGGUACGGUUCACGAUGGGGCAGCUGUCAGACGCACUGUACGAGCUGGUCCGAGAGACGCGGGAGCUACUCGUAGAGCUGACGGCGACGGAGGAUUCAGGUUUGCCAGACGGUCCCGAAAGUGACGUGCGGUCCCAGCUGCCAGCCAUCCCAUGGUCAUCGAUCGAAGACGACUACAGCGAGACGAAGCCGGGCUACUCAUUUCUUACCGACGACCGUAAUAGUUAG
This is a messenger RNA of Colletotrichum phormii, 372 nucleotides long. RefSeq lists its product as uncharacterized. The record is from RefSeq and is a predicted model, not a curated record. The transcript has a single exon. Bases 1 to 372 code for a protein of 123 amino acids. NCBI's taxonomy places the organism in Eukaryota, Fungi, Ascomycota, Sordariomycetes, Glomerellales, Glomerellaceae.